Molecule: messenger RNA, 3262 nt
Organism: Capsicum annuum
Lineage: Eukaryota; Viridiplantae; Streptophyta; Magnoliopsida; Solanales; Solanaceae
Product: pentatricopeptide repeat-containing protein At5g27110
Exons: 2
Coding region: 785-2587 (600 amino acids)
Biological process (GO): RNA modification
Molecular function (GO): protein binding; RNA binding
Source: RefSeq, a predicted model, not a curated record
UACAACCAUAUCCUUGAUAUUAAAAAAAGAUGAACAGUAUUUUUGAGGGGGGAAAUAAUCUCGAAUAGCUUAAUAAACUAUAUCGUAUAUGUAUUACUAGUUGAGAUGUUUUUGUUGAAAGUCGAAGUCAUAAAAAUAUAUUACACGAGUAUAUAUUGUCAAAGUUCAACAAGCUCUGAUUAUCGACUAACAUAUCAUACCGCUAAAUACCGAACUUCAACGAUAAUCUUAACGAUAAUCUUUUUUUUCUUUUUACUAUCCUCUCGAGAAACUCCCACCUUUUUGCUUCCCUGAUGACUCGUUUAACUCUUCCUUUAUGUGAAGGGAAUGAAUACGUUAACCAAAUGAAAUCCGGAAUCCAAGUAGAUUAGAUUAAGACAAGUACGUGUUCAACUCUUUUCUCAUCGAACCAGUGUCAAUAGUUGUUCAACCUGAGGAAAGUGCAAUCAAAUUAGAACUUAAAAGUGAACGGUGCUUAACAUCCGAGCGACCCCUUCUUGUCAAUGAUAAUCCUCUUUUCUAUUACCCCUCUCGAGAAGCUCUCAUCUUUUUGCUUUUUUGGUGAUUCGUUUAACUCUUCCUUUACGUAAAGGGAAUGAAUGUCUUAAUCAAAUGAAACCCGAAAUUCAAGUAUAUUAGAUUAAGACAAAUACGAGUUCAACCCUUUCUCAUCAGACCAGACCAGGAUCAAUAGCCGUUCGACGUGAGAAAAGUCCAUUCAAAUUAAAAGUUGGAAGUGAACGGUGCUUAACAUUCGAGCGAUCCAAACAACUCCUUCUUGUCAAUGAUAAUCCUCUCAGCAAUCAAAAUCUUGAAAUUCUCAACUAAAACCAAAUGCCUCUCCACUUUUUCCCCUCCAAAUUUCACCAACUUACUUCAACUUUCCAUUGAAUCUCAAUCUUUAACAACUACCCAAAAGCUCCACUCCAAAAUCAUUCAACUUGGACUUCACCAAAACUCAUUUAUAGCAACAAAACUCAUCUCUGCAUACUUUACUUGCCAAAACCCUGUUGACAGUCGCCGUGUUUUCGACGCAUUUGAACACAAAAAUGAGUUUCUUUGGAACAUUUUGAUCAAUGGGUAUGCGAAGAAUGCGUUAUUUGGUGAAAGUUUGAAUGUUUUUAGUCAAAUGUUUAGGUGUGGGGUGGUUCCAGAUGAGUUUACGUAUUCGAGUAUAGUGAAGAUUUUGGGGGAGUUAGGGGAUUUGGUUAAUGGGAGGAGUGUUCAUGGGAGGUGUGUGAGAAAUGGGGUUGUUUUAGAUUGUGUUGUUGGUAAUUCUUUAAUGGCUAUGUAUGGAAAAUGUGGGGGUUUUCAAGAUUCAUUGAAGGUGUUUGAUGAAAUGCCGUAUAGAAAUGUUUCGUCAUUUAAUGUUGUAAUUUCAGGAUAUAUGAGUGUAAAGGAGGGUGUUUUGGAUGAGAAGUUGUGGGAUUUUGUGAAGGAUAUGUUGUUUGAAGGUUGGGAGUUUGAUGCAUUUACUGUUUCGAUGCUUCUUUCUUUGUGUGGAGAGGUGAAGAAGAAUUGGUGUUAUGGGAAAGAGCUGCAUUGCUAUAUUGUGAGGAAUGGGUUGGAGGACGAUUUCGUUGUUUCUUCUGAUGUUCACUUAGGAUGUUGUUUGAUUGAUAUGUACGCGAAGAGUUCCAGAGUUGAAUUUGGAAGGCGAGUUUUUGAUAGGUUAAAGCGUAGAAAUGUUUUUGCUUGGACAGCGAUGAUCAAUGGGUAUGUGCUGAAUGGAGAUUUUGAUGAAGCUUUGGUGCUCUUUAGACAGAUGCAAGUGGAAGGUGUGGAACCUAAUAAGGUUUCGCUAAUUAGUAUCUUACCUGCCUGUUGCUCGUUUGAUCGUUUGAAAGGUGGAAAACAGAUUCAUGCAUUUUCAACUAGGAGAGGGUUGAAUCAUGAAGUGUCGUUGUGUAAUGCUUUAAUCGAUAUGUAUUCUAAGUCGGGAUCCUUGAGUUGUGCACGAAGAGUCUUUGAACAUGAUUGUGUUACCAAGGAUGCUAUAUCGUGGAGUUCAAUGGUUUCUGCUUACUCCUUACAUGGUAAUGGUCGGGGUGCUGUUGGUUUGUAUGAGAAAAUGCUUCAACACGGGAUGAAACCGGAUAGGAUUGUGGUUGUUGGGGUUCUCUCUGCUUGUGCUAGGUCAGGAUUGGUAGACGAGGGCUUCCGGAUAUACAGUUUUGCUGUAAAUGAGUAUGAUUUAGAACCAACUUUGGAGAUGUGUGCAUGCAUUGUGGAUAUGUCGGGUAAAGCAGGCCAAUUUGAUAGAGCAUUGGAUUUCAUCAAGACCAUGCCUAUGCAACCUGGUCCUAGUAUUUGGGGUGCACUCGUGAAUGCAUCUGCAAUCCAUGGAAACAGUGAGGUACACGAUUUAGCGUAUAGGUUUCUUAUUCAGAUGGAACCCGAGAACCCCUCCAAUUAUGUGUCGCUUUCAAAUUUGUAUGCGACUUCACAGAGGUGGGAUGUUGUUGCUGAAGUGAGAACGACGAUGAAAGAUAGAGGGCUGAAGAAGUUCCCAGAUCAACUCAUCUUAGCAAUGAAGCGAGAUGAUAAUGGUGUUCGCUUUGAAGAUACUGUGAAGGUUUAUGAGUGAUCAGAACUUGUCAAGUUACAACAGUUAGCAAGCAAAUUUGAGUACGCGAUUGCCUUUUAGCUGUGAUAGAUCCCUCCAACUAGGCCGUGUUGUUAUGCCUACGAUCAUGAAGAGAAGUAGUGCUGAACAACAAUUAGUGACAAGUGUUGUAACACCCACUUUAAGAUGACCUUUUAUUCAGGACAUCGGGGGGAAGGCAUGAAGGUGCAGCGAUGCAGCCUAGCUUGGUCUAAGGGGAAGCAGGUGUAGGUGAAAAAAAGAAGGAAGAGUUAAAGUUUGGAGCACAUGUGGGGCAAACGGAGAGCACCUAGGAAUGCCAUCCACACAUAAGCCGCUGGUGACAGAGAAAGCGAGCAACACCUUGUGUAGGCGGUGCCAAUCUUAAAGAAGCACAAGCUUGUCUUCUCGCUGGGAAUCAUAGAGAAAAGCACGCACCUUGCCGCGGCUGAAGACCUAAGAAACCAACCUAGUCUUCAUUGUUACUCCUAAAGAGACUAUACUCUGGAAUCCAAAGAGAGCUCCAGCCUGCAGUAUACAGGCAGUUGAAAGAUCUUAUCAUUUAGUCUUUCAAACAGGAAAUACUGUUGAUUUUCUUAAUUCAUACUUCCCCCCUUUUCCAUCAACCUUGUAACAAUAUCUUGGGAUUAUAUGAAAGUCUAAAAUUUUAGAAUCUAU